Prunus armeniaca (apricot) is the source of this 1278-nucleotide messenger RNA. The record is from the annotation of a GenBank genome assembly. Lineage: Eukaryota; Viridiplantae; Streptophyta; Magnoliopsida; Rosales; Rosaceae.
AUGAAGACUUCCGUGGCACUCCAUCACAUCAAGUUGGCACCAGUGUCUGGAGAGAGAGUGGUUAGUAACUUGGCCAGAUUUGUGAUGCUAAUACUGACUCAAAGUUACACGGCUAGUCUAGCGUCACUAUUAACUGUCCAGCAACUCCAGCCUACUGUUUCAGAUAUAAAGGAUGUUCUAAGGAACAGGGAUAACGUGGGCUUCGCAGAGAAUACUUACAUCAACGAACUCUUGAAACAAGUAGGUUUUGAUGAUUCCAAGAUAAAGAUGUUUCGAUCUUUUGAAGAGUGUGAUGAACUUCUUUCAAAAGGAAGUGCAAAUGGUGGUAUUGUUGCUGCUGCCUUUCCAAAGCUUUCUCCUCUUAUACCCGAUCUUUCACAGGCAGUCCUAAACGUGACCCAAGGAGAGGUGAUAAUGAACAUUGAAAACAAAUGGUAUAGUGUAGAAAAGAAUUGUGUAGAUAACUCAAACCCAAGGGUGGCUAGCUACAGUCUUGGCCUUGCUAGCUUUUGGGGCCUCUUCCUCAUUGCCGGCGUGGCUUCAAUACUAGCUCUCAUCAUAUGUGCAGCUUCCUUCCUUCACAAGCAUAGGCACAUCUUGAUGCACCCUGAUGAUUCAAGAGCCUCUGGAUGGAGAAGGAUUCGAGCCAUGUUCAAGAUGUUCAACGAGAAAGAACUCAGCUCUUGUAUGUUUAAGAGCCCUCAACACAGAGAUGGCAUCGCUGGUGCUGGUGGUGAAGUUAAUGCUGCUGCUUCACCAAACAACAACUGGCCAGAAAGUCAAGGCAGCUAUAUUUCGAACCACGCAGACUUUGCAGAGCAAGCAACACCAUCUAAUGGACAAGUAUCUCCAGAAAUAGUUUCAGCUGUUAACCAUGAGUAUCACAAUUGCAAGAACUUGCUGAAGCAGCUUAAUAAUACAAGCCUCCUGGGAAAAGUAGCAUUGUAUAUAACUUCUUUGAAGAAAAAAAGAGUCUCCUGUUUGGCCUGUGGAGGGUCACCUGCCAAUGCCGAACGCAGAAAAAGAGUGACGGCGAAAAACAGAAAAGAACAAAUACAAGGUUUUGAUGACUUCAAGCUUAAGGUUCGAGAAGGAAGGAGACCAGGCAUAGCCUAUGAUGCUGAAAAUUGUGAGGCCAAUAGUGCAGAGGUCAUGCUUAUUGUUCAGAUAACUAGUGAUUUUGAGAGGCUAGCACAAGCUUUUUCUGCAGGAGCUACUGCCAGUUCGCCAUUUUUGCCUCUAACAGCUUUAGUUAUUCAGGAUAGAUUGCAGGAUUGA